GAGAGAGGGGGGGAUAGUGUGAAAGCGGACUUUACGUCCAACCAACCUCACCUCCUCCUCCCAACUGUUUUAACUCCUCCCCUCCCCUUAUUUAGCACAUCCUCUGUUUUUACAAUGUUCUGUUUUUGUAUCUCUCUCUCUCUAAACACCUUUCACUUUUCUCUCUAAAUUUACACCCAUUCAUUGUUCAUAUAUAGCUAUAUCCAACCAUAGCUUCGAAGAAUGGCUACGCAUACUAAUUCCCAGUUUACUCUGUUCCAAGGUAUCAUCUUUUGACUCCUUGGAACAGAGUAAACCUCUCUCCUCCUUGGCCCCCUCUCUCUCUCCAUAUAUAUAUACACACACAUAAAUAUAUACGUAAAUACAUAAGGUCAUCCCCCCAAACAUAUACGCUUCCACUCACCACCUCUCUCCUCCCUCCUCUCUUCUCUCUCCUGCCCUCCUCUCUCUCUCUCUCUCUACUCUGCAUUUGGUGGGGGUGGUGUGGUACUACAAGCUCUUAAGAUGGAAGUUUCAGAGGAAUUGAAUGGUGGUCCUAAAGACCCCACAACCCAUAUCGUGAAAGGCAAGCGAACAAAACGACAGAGGCCUCAGUCUCCGAUUCCAUUCUCAAUCGCCACUCAUUCUUCCAGCGGAGACGGCGGAGGAGACAAUACUAAUUAUGUUGCCACCGCCACUGCCACCGCCACUUCAGUUGAAUUCAUCGAAAGCGCUACCGAGGAAGAGGAGGACAUGGCGAAUUGCCUGAUUCUUCUAGCUCAGGGCCGUUCUAGAGACCCAUCAUCAAAACCAAUCGAUCAGGAUCACGACCACGACCACGAACACGAUCAAGAAAACAUGGGAUUCAAAUUCACGAGUAAGAGAUUUAUCGAAGCACCAUCGACAGGUAAUGGCAAGGUUGGAAUGUAUGUGUACCAAUGCAAGACAUGUAAUCGAACAUUUCCUUCGUUCCAAGCUUUGGGAGGGCAUAGAGCAAGUCACAAAAAGCCCAAACCACCGUCCACGGCGGAGGAGAAGAAGCCGAUCACCGCCACCGCCACCAUGGCAGCAUUGUAUUCCGAUGAAGAAGAAGAACAAUUCAAGUCCUCUUCCCUUUCUCUUCAAUUGAGCAAUAACAGGUCUUUCUAUGGCAAUCCAAAGCCUUUACCAAAAGUCCACGAGUGCUCCGUCUGUGGGGCCGAGUUCACCUCCGGACAGGCCUUGGGAGGCCACAUGAGGCGCCACCGCGCUCCGGUUGGUGCCAACACAAUCUUGUCACUGAGUCCCUUGAGAUGCGAGCCAGACGAUCACGAAAUGAAAAAACCCAAAAUUAUGUUGUCAUUGGAUCUCGAUCUCAAUCUUCCGGCCCCAGAUGAUGAAUCAAAAUUUGCAUUUGCUUUCACUUCUAAAAAACAACAGCAACAACAGCAGCAGCAGCAACAACAACAACCACAGAAGCAGCAGCAGCAGCAGCAACAACAGCCUCUUGUGUUGUCCGCCACGCCGGCUUUGGUGGAUUGUCACUACUAAGGGAGGUCCAAUUUUUUUUAUUUUCCAUUUUUUUUAGCUUCUUAUACCAUGAAAUUUACAUCAAUGUGAAAUACUCGUCAUUCUUUUUUCUUUUAUUGUUAUCAUUAUUCAAAAUUGUGGAUUCUUUGGAUUCUUUUUGAUGAAUAUGAGAAUUGGACAUUAAAAAUUCUUUGAAA
This is a messenger RNA of Camellia sinensis, 1685 nucleotides long. Its product is annotated as C2H2-type zinc finger family protein. NCBI's taxonomy places the organism in Eukaryota, Viridiplantae, Streptophyta, Magnoliopsida, Ericales, Theaceae. The record is from RefSeq and is a predicted model, not a curated record.